AUGAACGGCUACGGCUCCCCAUACCUGUACAUGGGCGGCCCAGUGUCGCAGCCGCCGCGGGCGCCCCUGCAGCGCACGCCCAAGUGCGCCCGCUGCCGCAACCACGGCGUGCUGUCCUGGCUCAAGGGCCACAAGCGCUACUGCCGCUUCAAGGACUGCACCUGCGAGAAGUGCAUCCUCAUCAUCGAGCGGCAGCGGGUCAUGGCCGCGCAGGUGGCGCUCCGCCGGCAGCAGGCCAACGAGAGCCUGGAGAGCCUCAUCCCGGACUCGCUGCGGGCUCUCCCGGGACCCCCGCCCCCGCCGCCCGGCGAUAGCGUCGCGGCCCCUCCGCAGCAGCAGCCGCCGCCUCCGCAGCAGCAGCCGCCGCCUCCGCAGCAGCCGCAGCCUCCGCAGCCGCCGCCGCAGCCGCCCCGUCCGGCGGAGCUGGCCGCCGCCGCUGCCGCCCUGCGCUGGGCCUCGGAGCCGCAACCUGGGUCCGGGCUGCAGGGGCAGCUCUCCAAGGCAGAUAUGACUGAAGAGCGCCUAGGGGACAGCAGUGCGGCCGACAAUACUUCAGAAGUCUACAGUGACAAAGACACAGACCAGAGGAGCUCCCCAGAUGUGACAAAAAGUAAAAAUUGCUUCACCCCAGAGAGCCCAGAAAUCGUGUCAGUGGAUGAAGGUGGCUAUGCCAUUCAGAAAAAUGGCAGCACCACAGAGAGCCGGCCCGAUAGUCCCAAGUACCAUUCUGAGCAAAAUCACCUCCUGAUUGAAGGCCCAUCGGGAACUGUCUCUCUGCCUUUUAGCCUGAAGGCCAACAGGCCGCCCUUGGAAGUGUUAAAAAAAAUAUUCCCCAACCAGAAGCCAACAGUGCUUGAGCUGAUCCUGAAGGGCUGCGGGGGCGACCUAGUGAGUGCAGUAGAGGUCCUCUUAUCCAGCAGGUCGUCAGUCACUGGAGGGGACCGAACUUCUGCUGAGUCGGAAAGCCUCGUUUUGCCUUCCAACGGGCACAUUUUUGAGCACACGUUGAGUUCCUACCCUAUCUCCUCUUCGAAGUGGUCUGUGGGGUCUGCCUUUAGAGUUCCUGACACACUGAGGUUUUCCACCGAUUCUAGCAAUGUAGUGCCCAAUCCUUUGGCGGUCCCAUUGCAGCACCCCUUUCCCCAGCCGCCCCGGUAUCCCCUGAUGCUGAGAAAUACUUUGGCAAGAAAUCAGUCCAGCCCCUUUCUGCCCAAUGAUGUCACCUUGUGGAACACCAUGACUCUGCAGCAACAGUACCAGCUGAGGUCUCAGUACGUCAGUCCCUUCUCCAGUAACUCUACCGGCGUCUUCCGCAGUUCUCCCGUCCUCCCCACUCGCACGCCCGAAGAUCCUCGGAUCUCAAUCCCCGAUGAUGGAUGUCCGAUUGUGUCAAAGCAGCCUAUUUACACAGAGGAUGACUAUGAUGAAAGGUCUGAUUCCUCAGACUCUAGAAUACUCAAUACGUCCUCCUAA
Messenger RNA from Trichosurus vulpecula (common brushtail), 1473 nucleotides. RefSeq names its product doublesex and mab-3 related transcription factor 3 (gene DMRT3). Gene Ontology annotation, molecular function: protein binding; DNA-binding transcription factor activity, RNA polymerase II-specific; RNA polymerase II cis-regulatory region sequence-specific DNA binding. The transcript has 2 exons. Gene Ontology annotation, biological process: regulation of transcription by RNA polymerase II; male sex differentiation. NCBI's taxonomy places the organism in Eukaryota, Metazoa, Chordata, Mammalia, Diprotodontia, Phalangeridae. Gene Ontology annotation, cellular component: nucleus. The coding region runs from base 1 to 1473 and encodes 490 amino acids. The record is from RefSeq and is a predicted model, not a curated record.